AUGGCAGAGGAGGUGAACUAUGACGAACUGGCGGACUUGCUAGGGUCGAAUGGGGGUUUUAUGAGUGAGGCCGCCGACGGCGUGGUGGGCAAACAUGAGAGGGAUAGGCUGAGGAAGCACAAAAAGCACAGGAGAGACAAAAAGCGGUCACGUGAGGAGGAUAAUGCCGGGUCUUCCGAUGAUAAGCGCGUUAGGUCCAAGUACGUCCUGGAUGCCGCAGAGAGCGGCGACUCCAAUGACGAGGACGAGUUGUCUGAUGCAGACCUCGUCGAUGAUGACGAGGAGGUUGAGGACGUCAACUACGAUGAUCGUCCGAAGCGCUACAUGUUCCACGAAGGCGACGACAAGAAAAGCGUGGAUGAAAUGGCUCGCUACUACGAGGAGGUUGAUCGACACUACCACCGGCACGGAGACAAUGAAGAUGCACUGCUGACACGCAGCGACCUGUCCUCACGUCGCCUCGCCUCACAGUUUCUGCCACGCGAGGACGACCCGAAGGUAUUCGCUGUCAAGUGCCGCCCUCGGAUGUCACGCAUGCUAGUGACGCGUAUUGUGAACAAAUGCUACGCCUACCGUGUUGGGCGCAACUACGAGCACAAGAAGGUCGACCUCGGCAUCAUCUCCGUCUUCGCGCUGGAUCACGUGAAAGAGUACAUCUAUGUCGAGGCGAGUCGCAAGCGCUUCGUGGAGAACGUGCUCAACGGUCUCGAUGGCGUCUUCCGCUUCAACAUCGCCGUGGUGGACCCCAAGGAGCUUCUACAGACAAUGGAGACGCGUCCGUCCACGCAGAAGGUGCGUGUUGGCGACUACGUGCGCCUGCGCCAGCGCUUUUAUCGUGGUGACCUUGCUCAGGUGACGGCGCUGCACCCGGACGGGGUUCAUAUCACGUGCAAGGUGGUUCCCCGCGAGGACUUUGUACAGAAGCCAUUCAAUAAGGCGACGAAGCGACUUGAGCCUCGCUUCUUCACACCGCGGCAGGCGGUGGAUGUUCGAGAGAUGGAGAACUCAUACGUGUGGGGUGAUCUGCAUUUUGACCGGGAGGGCUAUCUCCUCAAGACUGUUUCGACUCGCAUGGUGGUGUCGGGAGCGCAGCUAGAGCAGCCCAGUAUCGAGGAGCUCGCCAGGUUCUACAACGAUCAGCGCGAAAAGGUGGAGCGGGCCCUCAGGGCAGCGGAGGCGGCUGCGCAGGUUCCACCCAUUAGCAUUGGUGACUCCGUUCGUGUGACGACAGGACAGCUGCGCAACACUAUUGGAGUGGUGGAAAACGUGUUCACCAAUACGAACACGGCCGUACUCACUUGCACAGUGCCUGGCCGCGUGCAGCCCAUCAAGGUGCAGGUAGAGCUUAGCGCGUGCACAAAGCACUUCUCUGAAGGCGCGCACGUCGUAGUGGAGCGUGGUGAGCACGCUGGUGAGUCCGGUACCGUGGUCAAGUCCUGGGGCAGCAUCGUGUUGUUGUUCCCGGACCGCGCCGCCGUUGGGGCGGAACUCAAGGUCGAGGCGAACGACUGCCACCAGAGCAAGCUGGGAAGCGUAUCUGUUCACUCGAAGGGAGUGUGGCAGGUGUUUGAUCUCGUCUCCAUUACGGAGCCAAACUGUGUUGGCUGCAUCGUGCGCCUGAACCGCAGCGAUGUGGAUGUGCUGACGGAGAACAACGACGUGCGCACGUUGUCGUACGCGCAGGUGAACGCGGUGGGGCGUGACACACGCCAGACGACGGACUGCCGCGAAAACACGCUUUCUCGAGGCGCGGAGGUGCACAUCCAGAAGCACCCCUGGACACCGAUUGGCCUGGAGGGGCAAACGGGCCGCAUCGAGCACAUCUUUCACCGGACCAUCUUUGUGCGCUGUCGCGCAUCGCCCCUUCAUGCGAACAUAGUGGCAUUGAAGGCAGAGUGCGUGCUCCUCAUCGGCGGCCGCAAGACGACUCGCCGCACUGCACCGGCGCAGGAGGUGGCGACGGGAAUGAGCGCAGACCAAUACGCCGCGGCUGCCGUUCGCCUCUCUGCUGGGCAGAGCCGCGACUCGGAGCUAUGGGAUGAGAGCUCGAUGAUGGACGUCAAUGCAUCCGCGAUGGCCUAG
Leishmania braziliensis MHOM/BR/75/M2904 is the source of this 2082-nucleotide messenger RNA. RefSeq names its product transcription elongation regulator-like protein. Gene Ontology annotation, cellular component: DSIF complex. The record is from RefSeq and is a predicted model, not a curated record. The transcript has a single exon. Gene Ontology annotation, molecular function: mRNA binding. Gene Ontology annotation, biological process: transcription elongation by RNA polymerase II; regulation of DNA-templated transcription elongation; regulation of transcription by RNA polymerase II. The coding region runs from base 1 to 2082 and encodes 693 amino acids. NCBI's taxonomy places the organism in Eukaryota, Euglenozoa, Kinetoplastea, Trypanosomatida, Trypanosomatidae.